AUGGCUUACUCUGAAUUUCUCCGGGGAUUAAGGCAUAAUGGUUUUAAAUUUGACCUGGUAAGGAAAAAGAUUCGGACAUACGCAGGUGUUUUGCGAGAAGCCGAAGCUUAUAUUGAAGCGGCGGACUUUUGUUCGCUCACAAAAUCAGAAGUGCCGGCCAUGGGGGCUGAGAAGAAACAAUCUUCUCACCAAGACUCGGCCGACCAAAAGAAAGAAGGAAAAAAGAUAAAAGAAUUCUGGGUGGCCGAUGGCCAACCGCAGAAGUCCAAGAAGGUCAAGACAUAUGAGCCCCAGUUUGAGUUCAACAAGGACUGUUACUCCAUCUUGAUGGAAAUCAAGGAUAAGUUUGAGUUUGAAAAGCCACAGCCAGUGAGAGGACCGACUCAGUACAGGAACAAGAACAAGUACUGUCAUUACCACAAGGACGUGGGACAUGACACGAACGAUUGCAUCAAUUUAAAGAGAUUGUUGGACAAGCUAGACGAGAAGGGCAUGCUGAACUCUUAUGUGAUGAAGUCCAAAUUCACAUACACACGGACAAACAACACGUCCGAGAAGAGGCAGAAAAAUGAUAAGAACAAAGACAAGGAAGAUGAUGGGAAUAGCACUGAUUCAGGCUUUGUGGUCGUGAUAUCAGGAGGUUUCACCUCAGGCGUCCCAACUAUGAAAGGGAUCAAGCAGGAUGCCUGGAACUUGGGAAAGGUGAUGCAAGAGGAUGCAGUAAAGGCCGAACCCUUUCCGAAAGUAAUCAUCAGCGAGGAUGACCGGGGGGAGGUCAAAGCCUUGCACAAUGAUCCUAUGGUAUUCAUUAUGAAAAUAGGCAAUUUGAAGGUCGGGCGAAUAUUGAUUGAUACGGGUAGCUCGGCUGACAUCAUCAGCCUGGCCGCCUAG
Chenopodium quinoa (quinoa) is the source of this 891-nucleotide messenger RNA. RefSeq lists its product as uncharacterized. Bases 1 to 891 code for a protein of 296 amino acids. The record is from RefSeq and is a predicted model, not a curated record. The transcript has a single exon. Lineage: Eukaryota; Viridiplantae; Streptophyta; Magnoliopsida; Caryophyllales; Amaranthaceae.